AUGUCCGACCUUCCACCAAGAGGUCGGGGCGCGAGGCCCCCUGGGGCAGUUUCUAGGAGCCGUUGUGGGGGGGACUCGGGCUCUGCCCCACCAGCAAUACCACCAUCGGUCGCUGGCUCAUCGUCUUUUGGCGGUGAUGCCUCGCCAAUCUCACCAGACCCUACCUCGACUAGGGCCACAUACUCGACAGUUGUGCUAGCUCGAUCUCACCACACGUCACCCUGCCGCAGGUCCCGCUCCACCACGGGUUCCGCCCAUUUGUCCGCAGAUGAGUCUGACUCAGGGACGGCCCACCCCCAGGAGAUGGAGGUUGAGGGCACUCAGGGAGGGGAGGAGGUCUUGAGGGACCCCUCCGUCGACCUUCUUCUAGGUCAAUACGCCUUGAAGUUCCGAGACACAGUCGAGGAUCUUCCUGGCGAUCUUGAGGUAUUGACCACCUCCAUUGCGAAGGCCACAGACUGGGUUCUGCAGGCCGUGCACCAUGAUCUGCUCUCCAUUGAUGGGGGCGAUGCUUUCGUGGCCCAGAUGACGUCCUUCGUGAACGCCGUCAUGGCCACUGACUUUAGUCGUAUUCGCGGGCCAGGCGAACUCGACAACUUCUCACUCGCCUCUCUCCUUGAGGCUGAGACAUCUUCCAAGGACGAGCCAACCAUCCAUCCGGCUCCCGUAUUCAGGCCUCCUCCUCCUGCUGCCUGUGGGCCGCUUGAUGAGGGUGUCAUUGAUGUAGGGGCUCCACCCAACGUCCUCAUGCAGGCACUGGACGACCUUGGUCACCUGGCCUCCCCUUCUCGCAUCCCUGCUUCCAAGAAGCAUAAGGGUGUCAAUCGUCCGGUUCCACCUCCUCCGCAGAAGAAGAGCAAGGUGGCCUACUCACGCCCUGCCCCGUCCAACGACGUGGGCAGGGAUCGCACGACAGGCCGCUCCGAUGCCUCCCCCGCCUCCUGGCUUGGGACUGCAGCGUCAUGGGCCUUCUCCUCCCCCUCCCGCAUUCCCGAUGGGCCCAAUGAAGACUUCGCCUCAUUGACCCGGAAGCAAGUUCUCGUGUCGUUUGGGGGUAUCCCUCCCGACCUCACGAAAUUCUUCACCGAGUCGGCUGUUCAUGCAGCCAAUGGGUAUCUCAGAGAUGGUCGAUCUAUGUUGAAGGUCACCUCUAUCGUCCACGCCUACGACAGUUUGUUGUUGGUCACCCCCGCUGUUGCCAGCCCGUCCAACCUGGACAUACUGCGUAACUUCAUCCGUGAAAGCCUCCCGACGGGUACCCCGUUUGAGGUCGCACUCCCAUUGUCGACAUCUUUUAUAAAGAUACUUGAUGUUCCUUACUUCGAUCCAAAAGAGCUGAAGAUCACCCAGGAGGCGCUUGAAAAGGCCCUCCGCACCUUGGUUCACGCUGAGGUCUUUGCUUAUCUGAGCACCAAGCCUCGGAUCGACCGCAACUCAGCGCACUCCACAUCGUGCACCGUCUACUGCAACAUUUGGGACUCCCAGCAGGGAACCCACGCCAAGAAGGCCUUAAGCCAACCAAUCUUCCUCACUGGGUGGUCCUGCGCAAUCAGGCCUGCCACACGACACACCGGGGUUCCGCUAUGCCAGCGCUGCUGGAAGUGGGGCCACCCCACCGUCGCCUGCAAGGCAAAACAACUCUCUUGCCCUAUCUGCUCGGGGCCACAUGAGCAGAAGGAGCACCGCCAACAUGCGGGAUGUUGCAAGGGCAACGCAAAAGUGAAACCUCCUGUGCCGCCCACCCCUCACGACCAGCCCUGCCCCUAUAAGGGCCGCUGUGUCAAUUGCCAUAAGGACCAUGCUGCCAACUCGGCCUUGUGCAAGUUCUGGGCCCAUCGCUACGACCGUGAGUGGAUCAUGGCCAAGUAUUGUCAGACUAAUGUUGGGAAACCAUCAGGAUCUAAGCACACACCGUCCACCAUUGGUAUGGAGGGCGAUGAGGUUAUCGGCGCACCAAAGCAUCCCGACUGGCUGCAAAUGGUGCGCAUUAAGGAAGGGGAAGUUCCCCGCGUGAUCGCCUACGUUUCGACUAGGCUCUCCUGCUAUCAUCCCACUAUGUGUUGCGACAUUGUUGACCAUCGCGACAUCCUCGUCCUCUCCCUCUUCAGUGGGGGUGAGGUUCUUAACUUAAUGAAUGUAUACUCUGACGAUCAACACACAGCCAUUGAGCACCUUGCUGCUCAUGUGCAUUCUUUACCACCUUUCAUCUAUAUGGCUGGUGACUUCAACUGCGUGUCGACAACUUGGGAUGACUAUGAGCAUGGCGAGUCGUCGACGGCAAUAUCCCUGCGGGACUCUGCAUCUCAGAUCGGCCUCGAGUGGGCACGACCUUCCAACCAUGGACCGACGAGGAUCAGUCCUAAUCCAAACCAGAGAUCCAAUGUGUUGGAUCUUGUAUUCUUAGCUCCAUCUGAGAUUCUAAUCUCGAUGCCCAGAUUGGAGCACGAUCUCCAGGGUCCAUCAGAUCAUGUUCCGAUCUGUACAGAUCUUGAUAUCGGUCCCGAACUGCCCGGAUCUGGGCGAAGGACAAUUAAACCUGGAAGCGAGGCUGAAAAGUCUUUCAUUUCAGAUAUUCUGCGGGAUCUUGCGGCUAUUCCUGUCGCAGCCCCGGCAACCAAGGAAGGCGUUGAAGCUUUAGCUGAUGCUAUCGCAACAGCGUUCUCAGACACCUGGCUUGCCCAUUCGACUGAGUCCAAACCUACCAAGCGCUCCAAGUCCUGGUGGACGGACGAGUGCUUGGAGACAUUUGGAGUAUAUCAGUUGAGCCGCUCGCUCGCUGAUUACAACAAGUUUAAGAAGGCGUGUAAGAACGCCAAGUGUGAUUUCUUUGAUGAACACAUCGCAGAAAUGGCUACCUCUCGCAAGCACCCAUGGGACCUAAUGGAAUGGGUCAAACAGCACAAGCUACCACCCUGUGAGGCUAUUCGCAAUGGCGACCAGCCUUGCCACGAUAUGGACGACCUCUGGGACGCCCUCCACGGCAUGUACAACUUGGCCUCUGGUCGUGAGUACGACGCCUCUGUCUUAGAUGAGCUUCCCGACCAGCCGGUCCGUGAGUGGGCUGACUUCUCGGAGCAUGAGUUGUUGAGUGCCCUAAAGGGGUGCUCCAACUCCUCUGCACCAGGACCAGACCACAUUACAUGGGUCCACCUAAAGGAGCUGCUCAAGGAUAAACACGUCCUUGCGCUCUUCAUCGUGUUGGCUAAUGCUUGCCUUCGGGUGGGUCAUUGGCUGCGUAUAUUCAAGGAGUCGCUCUCGGUUAUCGUUCCGAAACCGAAUAAGCCCUCCUACACAGUCCCAAAGGCCUUCAGGCUGAUCGUCCUCUUCAUCACUUUCGGUAAACUUAUUGAAAAGAUGAUUGCCAACAGGAUACAGUUUGACGCCGUCAAGCAUGAUAUCUUCCAUCCCAACCAACUUGGCGGUAUCCACCAGAGGUCCACUGAGGAUGCUGGAUUGAUUCUGACUCAUCUCAUGCGAGCGGGGUGGGUUAAGGGUCUCCAGACUAGCGCGCUGGCUUUUGACAUUGCGCAGUUCUUCCCUUCUAUCAACCAUGAUACCGAGCUGUUCCACUUUUCGUGUCGACGAGACACCUACAAUCCCUCGCUGGAUUUGGGGUACGCCCCACACACCGGCACUACACCCUUGAAGCCUAAGACCUAUUGGAGGUACUUGGGCUUCUACUUUGACCACGGGCUCACAUUCCAUGAGCACGUCUGCUACUAUGCCACCAAGGCGUUCACCACUGUGCAGGCCAUGCGCAUGCUCAGGAACUCUACCAGAGGUCUCUCGCCUAAACAGCGCCACCUCUUAUAUCAGUUGUGUGUGAUUCCUAUUGCCACAUACAGCUAUCGUCUCUGGUAUUUUGACGGUGCCCAUAAUAAAGGCGUGAUGAACCAGUUAAAACGGAUGCAGCGAAAAGCUGCUCUAUGGAUUACGGGUGCUUUCCGCACCUCCCCUACAGGCGGUCUUGAGGCCUUGGCAGGUCUCAUUCCUGUCCACCUUAUGCUGAAGAAGCUGGCAAUGCGUGCAGUGUAUCGCGUAGCCACCCUCUCAGACACCCACCCUCUUCGCUCUAUGAUGGGCGAGGAACUCCUUAAGUGA
Molecule: messenger RNA, 4101 nt
Organism: Cyclocybe aegerita
Lineage: Eukaryota; Fungi; Basidiomycota; Agaricomycetes; Agaricales; Hemipholiotaceae
Source: the annotation of a GenBank genome assembly